This is a messenger RNA of Cylicostephanus goldi, 168 nucleotides long. NCBI's taxonomy places the organism in Eukaryota, Metazoa, Nematoda, Chromadorea, Rhabditida, Strongylidae. The record is from the annotation of a GenBank genome assembly.
AUGCUUGAUGAAGUAGUUCCACCAGCAGGAAAAGAAGACGAUGUGACUGUGGGAAAAUUCUAUGCGACAUUCCUGAUUCAGGAUUACUUUCGUCGUUUCAAAAAACGUAAAGAACUCGAGGCGAAAGGAAUUAUGCCAACGCAUACACCACAAGCGAUGGCACUUCAG